UUAAUGAAGGAUCGAUGUGGCAUGGUUGAGAGGGUCGAUCGCUUGGCGAUUGGUAUGGCGGUCACUCACGUGUUUUCACCAGGGAGGUUUUCGUCAGGUUAUCCUUACCGUUCGUUGACUUCCGUACUUUCUGAGCUUUUUUCUUCUACUUCUUUUCUUCUGUUUUUGUUUGGCUUUUUUCCGCCUCUUCCUCAUGUUUUGAACGUAAUGAAACCUCUGUAAACAUGGAAGUCGACGGGAUGGAACAGUUGUCUCAUUACGUUGGAAUUAUAAUGAACAAUUGGUACGCCUUUACUUUGGCCAUAGAUCACAAUUUUGCGGGAUGUACACCAAGAGAAACUGAAAAGAAAGUCAUAGAUUUUGUAGAUUUUAUAUCCCAGAAGCUCGCUGCUGGUACGGAUCCGAGUGACUUCAUUGUCGAUCUCGAAGAUGUUAUGGAUGCAGAAUUCCAUACAUUACUCGAAGAUGAUUCUGCACCGGCGGUUGUUGAAGCUUUAAUAGAAAUGCACCAAAUUUAUCAAACAGGUGAUCUACUUCAGAUGGAGGCAUUUAUAAGGCGACAAGGAAAGAGUACUCCUAUUCAACAAGUGUUUACUGUUCCUGAGGUACAUCAUAGAACAGCUUCUGAAUCAGUGCCUCAGCUCCAUCAUGACAAUGUUGACAGUGAAGGGUGGACUCAAGUCACACAUAGAAGACGUUAAUUUUUAAGAAUUUGAAUGAGUAACUCUGAUUAUGUUAAGAACUGUGUAAAUGAAUUUAUAAAUGCUAAUUAUGUUGUACAAAACGUAUUUAUAUUUUUAUAUAUAUGUA
Messenger RNA from Cimex lectularius (bed bug), 810 nucleotides. RefSeq names its product pre-rRNA-processing protein TSR2 homolog. The transcript is spliced from 4 exons. Gene Ontology annotation, cellular component: nucleus. Gene Ontology annotation, biological process: maturation of SSU-rRNA from tricistronic rRNA transcript (SSU-rRNA, 5.8S rRNA, LSU-rRNA). The coding region runs from base 225 to 701 and encodes 158 amino acids. NCBI's taxonomy places the organism in Eukaryota, Metazoa, Arthropoda, Insecta, Hemiptera, Cimicidae. The record is from RefSeq and is a predicted model, not a curated record.